AUGGUUCGUCUCUCUCGUGACCUGCGAUGCCGCGCGAGGUACAACUCGUCCGAGUCGACUACCGAAGCGGACGUUGUUGUCCCUGGGUAUGGCAUUUGCAGAGUAAAUCUCAGCGAAAGCAAGCUGGGUGAACUUGCAGGAUCCGAGAUGCUCGAGUUGCCGAAUUGCUGCACAAAUGCUUUGCGCGAGCUGCAUCUUCGUGUGGGCGAAGUCGAGAGCGUUGCGGAUGUGAUACACCUUCCAGCGCUAAUUGGUGGCGCGCUGGAACAACUAUGCUAUGGUAAGAUACAAGACGAUUCCGCAACCGUGGACUUAAGCGCACUGGCCAAGGCGUGCCCGAAGCUGGAACGCCUGGUACUUGAAGUUAGCGCGGUUGUGUCAGAGUACGACGAGCCUCUGCAGAAUUGGCCAUUGCGGAAGUUUGUUACUUUCGCCACUGUAAAUGGUUUGGCCCCCCUCCUGAGUGAUCCCGCAUGUAAAAUGGCGCACGGGCUUAUCUCUCUUCAAGUGCGCACACGAGACCGUUGGAACCAGUCAGAGGAGGAGGCGGAUGCACUCGUAUCGUACAAUGGUGACUUCCUUCCGAUUGUCAAGGAAAAGCUAUGCAGCCGAGCGAAAGCUGCACUAAUUAGUGUCGUAAUGAAUAUCGAUGCUACUCAAAGGUGCAUGGUGGCUGUGCGUCAACUGGAUGCGAACAUUUCGAGCUUGAUCUUCGCGUUCGCAGCAACUCCUGAACGCAGGACGGUUCGAGCUGGUGCGGAAAGAGGGCCAGGACGAGCAGAGCAGAGGACAGACGAAAAGAGCAAUACCCAAGCACAAUCUAUCAUGGUUUUACUGCUGUCGCAAUCUAUCCACUAA
Phytophthora sojae is the source of this 858-nucleotide messenger RNA. RefSeq lists its product as hypothetical. The transcript is spliced from 3 exons. The record is from RefSeq and is a predicted model, not a curated record. Bases 1 to 858 code for a protein of 285 amino acids. NCBI's taxonomy places the organism in Eukaryota, Oomycota, Peronosporomycetes, Peronosporales, Peronosporaceae.